Messenger RNA from Colletotrichum siamense, 1410 nucleotides. RefSeq lists its product as uncharacterized. Lineage: Eukaryota; Fungi; Ascomycota; Sordariomycetes; Glomerellales; Glomerellaceae. The record is from RefSeq and is a predicted model, not a curated record. The transcript has a single exon. Bases 1 to 1410 code for a protein of 469 amino acids.
AUGACGCCGUCUUCUCAUAGAGGUUCGGUCGCGCCUCCGUCAAAUUGCAAUGCCGGCGUGCAAACCUCGUUCCGCGACACAGAGAAGGACUCCCUCCAAGAGGAACUCACCUCCCUUCGCGCUGAGAUGUCAAAACUCACAAACACCCUCGAAUCAUACACCUCUCUCACCACCCGCCUCUCAGACCAGCUAUCAGCCUUCACCCCCUCCGCCACCGGCGACUCUGAACCCCUACAAACAAUCGAAGAGCAAGUCACCCACCUCCUGCGCACAGUCUCAGACCGCACCGCCGCGCUCCUCGACCUCAACAGCUCCCUAAGCGACCUCGGCUUCCCGGGCUCCGACGCCUCCGAAAUAAUCACCUCCCUCGCCGCCGCCCUCCGCACCGCCCGCCUUGAGCUGGAAUACCUCACCCCGGGCGAAAUCACCCUCCCCCUCUCCUCCCACGGCGCUGAGGUCCUCGACCUGCUCCUCACCCGCCUCCGCGACCUCGCCAAGCGCGGGAAGGAGGACGAGGCCGCCAUCGACGAGUACCACCAGCUCGAGCUCUCCCUGCGGCAGCAGCUCGGCGCGCGCGUCGGCGCGAUGGACAGCCUCAACGAGGACCUCGCGCGCGCCAAGGCGCAGCUGGCGCAGAAGGAUGCUGCCGCCGCGGAGCUGCGCGUCAGCGUGGACAGGCUGAAGGGCGCGGUGAACGGGUACAUCCGCGACGUGAUGGAGCUGGAAGCCGUGAUUGGCAAGAUGGAGGGGGAGAACCGCGACGCGAUGGCGACGAAGGAUGCGCAGAUCGAGGUUGGGCGGCGGGUGCUGCGCAGCAAGGAGGAUGUGAUUGCGCAAUUGGAGACGAAGCUCGCCGACGCCGUAGCGAAGACGAAGGCGUUCCGGAGGAGGCUUGACGAGAGUGAGGAGAGCAAGGCGAAGGAGGUGGCGUCCGUCAACAGGCGCAGUGGCCAGGCUCUGGCGGUGCGCGAUGCGCGGGUCGCGGAGCUGAGGGAGGAAGUGGAGAGGGUGAAUGAGAGUUUGAGGGCUGCGCAUGAGAGCAUUAAGAAUCUGAGGAUCGAGAAGAAGGGGCUCGAGGGGAAGAUGGCGGAGGAGAGGGUUGGUGCGAAGAAGGUUAUUGACCAGAUGAAGGCGGAGUUGGAGAGGGUUGUGAGCAUGAGCAGGGAGUUCUUGGCGGAUGAGGUUGAGGAGUCGACCACGCCGACUAGCACACCGCCGAGGGCGGCAGGCCGGACGCCGAAGAAAGUGAUGGAGCCGGCGGCGGGUGUGUCAAAGUCGCCGCUUGCGGGCAGGACUGUUGUGAAGAAGGGGCUGCUUUCCGGGGAGUUGGUAAGGAGAGUUUCCGGGAGGAAGAGGAGGAAGUAUGACAGCGGGCUGGGGUUCUUGGACGAAGAUGAGGUCGAUGCAUGA